Messenger RNA from Nymphalis io (European peacock), 1667 nucleotides. Its product is annotated as phenoloxidase-activating factor 2. The record is from RefSeq and is a predicted model, not a curated record. Gene Ontology annotation, biological process: proteolysis. Gene Ontology annotation, molecular function: serine-type endopeptidase activity. Lineage: Eukaryota; Metazoa; Arthropoda; Insecta; Lepidoptera; Nymphalidae. Bases 21 to 1667 code for a protein of 548 amino acids. The transcript is spliced from 6 exons.
UGUUGAGUAACCGAUUACACAUGUGUCUGUGGCUUUUAACUGCAUGUUUGGGCUUAUUGCCUACAAACACCGUACCGCCUGCCACUAUUGUAGUUGUUCAAGGUGUACCAUCACCGAUUCUUCAACCUACAACAGCGGCAACUACUGCUGCUACUACGACUACAACUACUGCUGCUACUACGACUACAACUACUGCAGCUCCAAUGACACCGGCUUCAACUAUGCCACCACCAAUUACAGUUGCGCCAACAACUACAACAGCUCGACCUACUAUGAGUGGUAACAACUCUUCGCCUUUACCACCACCAGGAAAUAACUCAAAUCCUUCGACAACAACCUCAAUACUAACAUCAGUAACAACUGCUAUGUCUACUUCUUCUAGUUCUGUAACUAACAUGUCUUCUACGACAGCAACUAACAUUUCGAUAGCAGGUGGAGACAUUUUACCUGUUUUACUUUGUGACAAUCCUGAUGUGAUAUGUUUUUUUAAUCCCGAUGAAAACGCUACAGGCCCGAUCCAGAUUGACCCACGACUCGGUACUACCCCCGCGCCAUCAGCAGCGUUGCUGAGUCCACAAAUUACUGGCUACAGUGGACAAAUUCCAUCGUUUGAUUCAGCUGUCAAAUUUCCUAGAGAACGUAGAAGUUUAAAUUUUAAACGCGAAGAAAGCUAUCCAAAUGUUUACAAUAACACUAAACAUAGAAUACGCAAAAGGCAAAGCUGUCAAUGUGUACCUACUGGCACAUGUUAUACAACUUCAUCCGGAGCGGGUAUGAUCGAUUUUAGAAUUGUUACCCCUACUUCUGCGCCUUGUCCCGCUGGACAAGAAUAUUGCUGUGGAAGCACAGCAGCUUUGAUAGCAUGUGGCACCAUGCAAACAGUGCCGACCCCAUCUGUUAUGCCUGCUGCAGGACAAGCUAGUUUUGGAGAAUAUCCAUUUCAGAGUUUGAUUCUGACGAAGCAAAAUGGUUAUAUUGCUGGUGGUGUGCUUAUAGAUCAACUGAACGUCUUAACCGUUACACAUCGGAUGACACCCUAUAUCGUUUCAGGAACAGCUCCGAACGUGAAAGUAAGAUUGGGUGAAUGGGACGCUGCUGGGACCUACGAACCAGUGCCUUUUCAAGAAUACAACGUGGCGAAAGUUUUUACUCAUCCUUCUUUCAACUCUAACACCUUACAGUAUGAUAUAACCGUUUUGCGACUCUCAGCUCCAGUACCAUUGACACCUCAAAAUGGUGCCGCAAAAACUAUCAACAGAGCAUGCCUCCCUCCAAUGUCAACGUCGACUUACACCGGUCAAAGGUGCUGGGUAUCGGGUUGGGGCAAGGAUAUGUUUGGUGUUCAGGGCCAAUAUCAACAAAUUUUGAAGGAAGUGGAUGUCCCUAUUGUAUCCUCCGCAACCUGUCAGACUCAGAUGCAAACUGCACGCCUGGGGCCCACUUUUGUACUUGAUACUACUUCUUUUAUAUGCGCAGGAGGAGAGGCGAAUAAGGAUUCUUGUACGGGUGACGGAGGGUCUGGUUUGGUGUGUCAAGUAAACGGGCAGUGGGUGGUAGUAGGACUGGUGGCGUGGGGUCUGGGUUGUGCUAACACCAACGUUCCUGGAGCUUAUGUCAAUAUCGCUGCCCUACUACCCUGGAUACAACAACAAGUUGCCACUGCCUAG